UUCGAGAGCUGGAUGGACGCGGAUUGACUGCAUCGGGGGGAGGGAUCUCGGUGAUAUCCCGACAGGCGAGUGUUCGUCGCUUGACACCGAUCAUCAUGAUCUAAACUGUUCCCCCGCGCGGACGCGCCGCGUCCGCGCGCUUCGAAACUCCGAGGAGAGGUCGAAGGCAAAGGGACAGUGAGCGAGCGACUGCCAAGGAUCGCGCAUCGACGUUUUUUUUCGAAUUCGAGACUGUGCUUUUUUUUCCCUCGAAUAGCUAGCGCGUAGAGGAUUUCCAGGGCAGCAAGAUGAGGCGAUCCGCCUUAAAAUUGGGGAUUUCCAUAAUCCUGAUAAUCGCCAUCGACGCUCUUCCGAAGCAGAGGCACGAGCGCAGCGUCGACCUGAACGAGCAGCACAAGCUCGAGUCGGUAUGCCUGUGCGACGACCUGCGACCUCAGAGCUACAUCCUCGAGAUCGAGCCGUUGAUCCAGGAGGCCAAGUUCAAAGGUCGCGUGCGCAUUAACGUCACCUGGACCGAGCGCGCCGACAAGAUAAGCCUCCACGUACACCCGGACCUGCAGAUAUCCCACUCGAACGUCAAGGUCACUCGGCUCAACGACGUCAUCGUAGCCGAUGACAGCGCCGAGGAGCCGAAAGCUCCGGCCCCGGUGAAGAUCGCCAAGAUCGAGCGCAACCCGCGCAAGCUGAUGAUCCACCUGGAGAAGUCGCUGAGGACCAACGUCACCUGCGAGAUCGACAUCACCUACAUGGGCAACAUCACGACCAACGACACGUCCGGCCUCUUCAUGAACUACUACAUGGACACGGCUGGCCAGAAGCAUACCUACGUGGCCACUUACCUGCGGCUCAACAACGCCCGCAAGAUGUUCCCGAGCUUCGACGAGCUCCAGUACAAGACCAAGUUCCAGCUGGUGUUGACGCGACCGAAAAACACGACGGCGCUCUCCAACACCCCGAUCGAGCGCAGCGUGCCAGUAUCCAGUGAGCAGGGGCUCGUGCAGGACCACUUCCAGCAGACACCGGACAUGACGACCUACCAGCUGGCCUUCGUCAUCUCGGAUUUCGAGAGCAUCAAGCCGACGAAGAAGGUCAACCCGGUCGACGGGCAGACUCUGGAGGUGCAGGUCUGGGGACGCAAGGAGUACCUCGAGGCUCUCAAGGACGUGCCCGACAAGAUCGUCACCAUCGUCAACUACCUGCAGGACUACUUCAACAGCUCCAUCAAGCUGCCGAAGCUCGACGUCGUGGGCAUGCCCAUGUACACCGCGACCAAAGCCUCCGACAACUGGGGCCUCAUGAUUUUCAAGGAGGGCGAGCUGAGCAGUCCCCUAGUCUGGAACACGGCUUACGAGCUGACUUACCAGUGGAUCGGUCAAUACAUCACUCCUUAUCGCUGGAUGGACGCCUCGGAGAACAAGGGCUUAAACUCAUUCUUGGCCUCCAUGACCACGAUGGACAUCAACCCGGACGAGCUGAAGGGCAAGUGGCCGAUGAACAUCCUCUACUCGCUGUACUACGGCUACGGGAAGACCUUCGGGGCCAACCGGGGCACCGGCAUCAUCCGCGACGCCAAAUUCGCCAAGAUCGAGCUGGUCUUCCGGAUGUUCUACUACAUCCUCGGCAAGGAUAAUUUCAGGACCAGCAUGAGACACCUGAUCCAAACGCAGUCGAGUGCUAGAGCAGACUUCUCUGUCCUCGACUCUGUGAGCCACAUAAGACACGAUACAACUUUCAGACCCGGGCUGACGAAGGGCCGCGACGCGAGAUCCUUCACCCAGACCGACAUCUACGACAGCAUGAACUUCGUGGCGGACAAGAACAAAUCCUUGCCCAAAGACUUGACCAUCAACGAAGUGGCCGACACCUGGAUAGACCAGGAGCGACUUCCCCUCGUCACCGUCACCCGCAAUUACGACAACAACACCAUCACCUUCAGCCAGAAACCCUACGUGCGCGAGACGCGGAAAACUCCUCCGAGCUCCUGGGAAAGCUCGUACCGCUGGAACAUACCUCUGGUGAUGCAAUCCCGUAACAAGUGGAACAACAGCGAUUACACGCCGAAAGCUUGGCUGCUCAAAGGCAAGUCCAAGCAGGACCUCGCCAUCCCCGACAUCGAGGACAAGGAGAGCUUCAUCGUCGUCAAUCCCGAGGAGAUCGGUCUAUUCCCGGUGAACUACGACUCGUGCAACUGGCAACUGCUGGCCGACUACCUGCGGGGCCCGAACUUCGAGACGAUCCCGACCUUGACUCGCGCCAAAUUGCUGCACGACUCGUGGAACCUCGCCUACGCCGACGAGCUCUGCUUCAAAAUCGCCCUGAACAUGACGCUCUUCCUCAAGCACGAGAAGAGCCACGUUGUCUGGGAGCCGUUCUUCACCAUGAUCGAUCACAUCGGCAGGCGCAUCGAGGGCUCGCCUGUUUUCACCAAAUUCGAGGCCUACUCGCGUUCGCUGUUGGAGCCGAUGUACACGCAGCCCUGCGAGAACCUGCAGAUCAGUGAGCCGUCGUGGAAGACGCACCUGAGAGGUCUGGCGAGAUACUUCCUCUGCCGAGCCGGUUACGAGCCCUGCAUCGCCAAGGCGCGCGAGCAGUUCAGCAAGUGGAUGGCCGACAAGGAACCCGACAAGGGCAACCCGGUCGCCAACGAGUUCAUCUGUCCGGUCUUCAAGUGGGGCACCGACGAGGAGUGGGACUUUGGUCUGCAGCGCGUCAUCAACUUCCCGAGGAACAGCCCCGAGAGGAAGCAGAGCGAGAGAACCUACCUUCUCAAGACCCUGGCCGGCUGUCCCAAGGACGCUGCCAAGAUCCAAAAGCUGUUGAACGUGGCGAUAAUCGAGCGCAACGGCAAUUUCACCGACGCCGACAUCCACCUGAUCUUCACCAUGCUGACGGGCAGCGCCAACGGCUACACGACCCUCUUCAAGUUCCUCGCCGAGCGCUGGGACACGGUGAAGCAGCGCUUCGAGGGCAAGAAGAACCUCUGGACGGGCAUCGUCCAGUCGGCCACGGGCUUCUUCAACACCCAGGAGGGCUACGACCUCGUCUCCAAGCUCUACGCCGAGCGCAAGAGCGAGCUCGACGGCGCCGAGAACUUCGUCACCGAGGCCAUGGAGAACAUCAAGCAGGAGACCCGCUGGAGCGAGAAGAACCUGCCGGCCAUCGAUCAGUGGCUCACCGAGAACCUCGCCAGUCCCCAGCCCUUCGACAAGGACGCCCUGCAGUACUGGAAGACGGCCCUCGUGUGUCCCAGUACCACCGCUCCCGCCAGUUAAUCGCUCGAGGCUCUGAUGACGAGUCGAGGGCAAAUCGUUUUCCUAUGUAACUAUAUUGUAAAAACGAAUUUAUACAGAGAUAUGGCGUGGCCCAGGUUGCAGCCAAGUCCUUCUAUUUCCAGUUAUACCACACGUCUAUGCUAUGUCUCUAUGUGUAAGUAUUCCGACAUGCGAAUAUUAUAAACGCGUUGUACACCAUUAUGUAACGAUAAAGCGCGCAAUAUGCAAACUAUACGAUAGAGAGGUAAAUGUGUGAUAGCAUAAAACUACUGUAGCGUAGUCGGCAAUAUCAUUAUACUCUGAGGGGAUCGUUGACAGGCGUUUGAAAAGUUCUACUUGAAUUCGAUCCAUGAGAUGAUGGAAUUUUAGAAUAAUAUUAUAAUUUACAAUCGGGUACUUGAACUUUUCAGACGACUCGACACAUUUCCAGUGUAUUCUAGAUUUUUACGCUGUUGUUUAUUAAGUUCGUUUUUUCUCCUCUUUACUCUCGUCAUUUAUAGUUGAUAUAAUAUACAUUUUUUAUUUCGAACUAUAGGUAAUAUAAUGUUAAACGUUUACGUAUGAAAAGUACACACACACACACGCGCGCGCGCGCGCAAAUGGCUGAACAACGGUUGAAUACGUAGAUUUACAACACUUACUGGCUAGAUAGAGUUUACGUAUCAUGUUAUUUAUAAGUUUUCUGUAUAUUAUCUGAUAUCAAAUUACUGUGUAAGACAAUUAGAACAAUAAAUAAAAACGGAAAAAAUUUGAAAGUUC
Messenger RNA from Nasonia vitripennis (jewel wasp), 4031 nucleotides. RefSeq names its product aminopeptidase N. Lineage: Eukaryota; Metazoa; Arthropoda; Insecta; Hymenoptera; Pteromalidae. The transcript has 16 exons. Gene Ontology annotation, molecular function: peptide binding; zinc ion binding; metalloaminopeptidase activity. Gene Ontology annotation, biological process: peptide catabolic process; proteolysis. The record is from RefSeq and is a predicted model, not a curated record. Gene Ontology annotation, cellular component: cytoplasm. The coding region runs from base 288 to 3272 and encodes 994 amino acids.